UCUGCCCACUGCCUCUCGGCGCCGCUCGCACCGCCGCGGCGGGGGGUGGGGGGGUCCGCGCCGCACCAUGGGCAGCCAGGGCUCGAAGGCGGCCAAGGCGGAGGGCAGCGACCCGCCGGGGGGGCACGCAGCCGUCACCGAGCCCUCCAAAGCCAACGGGCAGGAGAACGGCCACGUGCGGCUCAACGGGGACAUGACGCCCAAAGCGGGGGGUGACCCGACGCCCCUCAACGGCGCCGGCUCCGCCGAACCCCCCCGGGAGGACGGCACGGGCGGAGCGGGCGGUGAGGACACCAUCGAGCCGGCACCGCCCGCGGACGGCGGGGAGGCGAAGCCCGAAGGCGCCGCGGCCCCCAAAGACACCCCCAAGAAGAAGAAGAAGUUCUCCUUCAAGAAAUCCUUCAAGCUGAGCGGGAUCUCCUUUCGGAAGAACAAGAAAGACGACGGGGACUCCGCCGCGUCCUCACCCACGGAGGAGCAGAGCAAAGCGGAGCCCAAAGCCGAGGAGGACCCCGCGGGCGGAGCCGCCCCCCAGGAGGAGCGGAGCGGCGAGGGGCAGAGCGGGGCCGAGCCCAAGGGGCCCGACGGAGGCCACGGCGCGGAGGAGGAGAAGCCGCCCGCGGAGAACCGGGGGGACGCGGCCGCCGCCCAGCAGCCCCCCGAGCCCACGGCGGCUGAGCCCGCGGCGGCGGCGGAGCAGAAGGAGGAGUAGAGCGCCGCGCUCCCCUAAGACUUCUUGUCCCUUCGGCCCUGCGACCCCGCGCACGGACUCUGCCGUUCCCGCACCGCCCAGCCGACGCUCAACUGACAGCUCCCCCCGCCAGGCCCUUCUCCCCCCCCCGGCGCCGCUCGGAGCUGCCGAGCCCCGACAGCUGCAGCCCGCAUCCACCGCCCGUGGCCAGAACUGGAAUUUACAGUCUGUAGGAGCCCGGAGCCCCACACCGCGGACUGCUCGGAUCCUUUCUCUCCGUUUACAUCCCCGGUUCUGCCUUCAUUUAAAGUAUUUCUCGCUUUUUAUAGAAACCGAAUGGUUUAAGAGCUAAUCUGCUUAGGUUGGUUGUUGGUUGGGUUGGUUUUGUUUUUGUUGUUUUUUUUUAUGAAGUCUUUACUUUUGGCUUAAAAUCCGUAACGCUUUGUAAGUCCGCUGUGUUUAAUUCUGCUUCCAGGGGGGAACUGCUGGGGCCGGGUGGAGGGAGGGCGCUGCCCGCUGUAUAAUGUGAAGCGAUGCUGUUUCCUCUGUAAAUAAUUUUUUUAAUGGCCAAAACACACGAUUUGCGAUUUUCUAACUUCUGAAGGAAGAAAAAAAAAAAAAAAAAAAAAAGCUGUAUGGGUUCUAUUGUAACAUUUGAAAGGAAUAAAUGGUGAUCCCUUCA
Lagopus muta (rock ptarmigan) is the source of this 1373-nucleotide messenger RNA. It is a transcript of the gene MARCKSL1, whose product is annotated as MARCKS like 1. Gene Ontology annotation, biological process: central nervous system development; actin filament organization. The transcript is spliced from 2 exons. The coding region runs from base 68 to 712 and encodes 214 amino acids. Gene Ontology annotation, molecular function: calmodulin binding; actin filament binding. The record is from RefSeq and is a predicted model, not a curated record. Gene Ontology annotation, cellular component: cytoplasm; plasma membrane. Lineage: Eukaryota; Metazoa; Chordata; Aves; Galliformes; Phasianidae.